ACUCGGAACCAUUGUGUCUUCACUCGACUUCCACGUCGGAUGUAUUUUGGACCGACACCGCGUUAGCUCGAUUUUGUGGCGCUUCUUCAGCUCUCCGUUUGAUGAACGUUAGUCGAUCAGACCACGUGCUUCAUCGAUGCCACUAAAGGAUCAGUCCAACUCGACGGUCGCCAUGAAACCAGCAGUGGACGAGAUGUUUCCUGAGGGCGCGGGACCGUACGUUGAUCUGGACGAGGCUGGGGGAAGCACAGGACUGCUGAUGGACCUGGCUGCCAAUGAAAAGGCAGUUCACUUAGAUUUCUUCAAUGAUCCCAGGUCCCAGGAUGUGGCACAUAUUACCAUGCAUGUUCAUACACUUCUGCUGCUGACCUCUGAUCUCACAAACUGUCAGACCCACAGGAAGGCCGCUCAGCAGACUCCUCAGCAAAUUUUGAGGAUCUAUUUGAUGAUGAUGACAUCCAGUGACAGAGACUUCAGAGUUGAUAGAUUAUAUUCUCACCACUCCACAUAUUUAUUUUUGGGUGGAAAGCAAACCAACCAUUUUCUGUCUAAUUACAUACAAUUGCCUGUCAUAGAUGUCCUAGUUUCAGGCUUUUUAAAAACAUCCUUAAAAAGUCGUCACCAGCUCCAGAUGUUGUGAAAUUCUUAGGAUCCCAUGGAUUCUUCAUGUAUGGUAUGUUAAAAUUAUGAGCUUGUAUCGUGCUCAUGUCUUUGACUGCUUCUAAACUGGAUUGCAGGUUUCAGUGCGCUGGAGAACACCUGUUAGGAGCGUAAUUAUACAUGUGAUGGGCAGAGGCUCCAUAUGCUGUCGCCCUUAAACAAACUGCAGAUGGCAUAUGAUGAAUGAUGGUCCGCUAAAAUGGCUUUAAUUAUUUGAAUGAUAGUCACAUACAUUCUGUGUUUGGUUUUAUAUCUGCAGUGUGUCAUUAAAGUGCACAGCAGUCUGUGCAUCUACACUUGUAAUUUUGGGAUCAAAAAACAAUAAAUAGCGUGUUGUAUAUAUGAA
This is a messenger RNA of Cyclopterus lumpus (lumpfish), 1006 nucleotides long. Its product is annotated as COP9 signalosome complex subunit 9. Lineage: Eukaryota; Metazoa; Chordata; Actinopteri; Perciformes; Cyclopteridae. The record is from RefSeq and is a predicted model, not a curated record. The transcript is spliced from 4 exons. Gene Ontology annotation, biological process: negative regulation of protein neddylation. Bases 137 to 640 code for a protein of 167 amino acids.